This is a messenger RNA of Stegastes partitus (bicolor damselfish), 618 nucleotides long. RefSeq lists its product as uncharacterized. The coding region runs from base 1 to 618 and encodes 205 amino acids. The transcript has 2 exons. The record is from RefSeq and is a predicted model, not a curated record. Lineage: Eukaryota; Metazoa; Chordata; Actinopteri; Pomacentridae.
AUGAACCAGUUCCAGCUGCUGCUUCAGUCAUGCUCAGUGGUUUCUACGGGACUCUUCUUACUGUUCGUCUUUGAUCUUUACAGAGAAGAAACACCUCGAGAAGUCCUUCAUCAGAUUUUGGAGGAUUUAGCAGAAGAGGAGUUCAAAACAUUCAAGUGGUUCUUGAAUCAGGAGAUCCUAAAACCCUUCAAGGCAAUCCCAAAGAGUCGACUGGAGAAGGCAGACAGGACGGACACAGUGGAUGAGAUGUUUAAGAGCUGCUGCAUCUACACCAUGAGAGUCGCUGCAAAGGGUUUGGAGAAGAUUCCCAGAAACGACCUGGUGCAGAACAUCCCAAAAACCAUCAAAGAACCUGAAGAGAUUCUCACUGAGUGUCGAGACAACCUGAAGUCUGCUCUGAAGGAGAAGUUCCAGUUGAUGUUUGAGGACAAACCCUCCUGGAUGAGGUCUACACAGAGCUGUACAUCACAGAGGGACGGACUGCAGAGGUCAAUGAGGAACAUGAGGUCAGACAGAUUGAAGCAGCAUCCAGGAGAGCAGCCAGAGCAGAAACAAGCAUCAAACCAGAAGACAUCUUCAGAGGCUCAGCAGGAGGUGAUGAAGCAACCAGAACAGUGA